AUGGAAUCUGAAAAUAAGAAUGAAUUUGAAGAAUUACCGUCUUUCGGUUACGAAUUAGGAGACAUUAAUAUUGAAAAUACUAGUGAUAUUAAUAAAAAUAUUAAUUCAGGCGAAGAUUAUAAAGAACUUGAUUUUACAACAGACAAUAAUGAAGAAUUAUUUGAUCUGGAGAACACGACAGGUAGAAUAGAAGGAGAGGAAGAAGAGACAUUUGAUGCAUACUUUAAUCUUGGUGAAAAUGAAGAAGGAACCAUUCCAUCGAUUCCAUCAGGAGAAAAAAAUAGUACAGUUCAGACAAGGAAUGAAAAAAAUGACGACAUUUCAAAAGCAGAGAUUGAAAAAGUGGAGAUCUCAGAAGAUGAGUUACUAGAUUUUGGUAUUGAAGAAGGUAAUGAAAUUUUUCUUGACGACGAUUUAGAAGAAAAUCGUGACGAUAAUAUCUUCAGCGAACAAGAAGAAACCGGAAAUAAUGAUCAAGACAUUAAUUCCUCUGUUGUUCCUAUAAAGAAUACUUAUUCACGAAAAAAGAGAGAUAAUCGAGCUUUAUUCUCAGAAGAAGAAAAGGAAGAUGGUUCUCUUGAAAAUUUUAAUAAUGAAGAAUUAAAUUAUCUUGAAACAAAUCUCAAUGAUAAAGAAGACGACGGUGAAGAAGAAACCAAUUACGAAAUAAAUUUGGGACUUAGUGAUGAUGAUCAAAUCCCUCUGGAAAAAACGAAUCAUAAUUAUAAUAAUGUUUUGAAGAAAAAAGUUUCUCUUUCACAAAAUGAUAUGUUGGGAGUUUUUACGGAUGAAGAUUUAAAUUCAAUUCAGGAGAAAAAUAAUGUAGAAAAUGAGACAGACAAUCAAAAUCAGACAGAACUUCAAUAUGAAGCGAACAAUCAACAUAUCGAUUUGUCACCUGAUGAAAUGUUGGAUGAAAUCAAAAUUCUUGAUGCUGGAGAAAUAGAAAAAAGGAAACGUAGACCAUAUGAUGAUAUUACUAAACCUCAGGCAACUUUUCAACCUGGUUCUACUCCUAUGAAAAACAAUCGUCAAUAUUUGGUUAUAAAUCAAGUCGGAAGUAUUUCUACAAUGGAACACGAAGAAUUUUCAACUAUUACUGUAGAAUAUAAUGAUCAAUCUCAUUAUCGUGGUUAUAACCUUAAAGAUGAUUAUAAUUAUUCAAUGGCUUGUUUAGAUAAGUGUGGAGCAUUGUUCUCUACUGAAUCUGUUGAAGUGGAACCGGGUAAAUUUAAUCUUAGCGUAUUAACAUAUAAACCACAAGAAACUUGGGAUUUCGAAAACGAGUGGACGAUAACAUUUCCUCAGGCUAUUGCAUUAAGUUCUGAAGGAAUAAUUGCUGCUACUUCAAAGGAUCUCUUACGAUUCUUCUCUCUACGUGGUGUUCAGACUUAUGUUUUUAACCUUUCUUCAGUAGUUUCUAUGGUGGCACAAAAUGAAUUUGCAUUAAUAGUCUAUCACAUGGGACCUGGAUAUAAAGGAUCCCAAAACCUUGGAUACAUUUUAUAUAAUCUUCAUAAUGAUGAAAUCGUGCAACGAGAUCAUUUGCCAAUUUCAAGAGAAUCUAUUUUACAAUGGAUAGGUUUCUCUGAAGAAGGGAUGCCCGCAUUGUUUGAUUCGAAUGGUGUUCUUAGCGUUUUACUUCAUCAUCGUGUAGUUAAUCAAGGUAGAUGGGCACCUGUACUUGAUACUUCUCUUAAUCGAAAAGAAGAAGAAAAAGAUUAUGUUUAUUGGCCUGUUUGGCUUGCUGAAAAUAAAUCAAUUUGUUUUAUAUGCAAGAAUGGUGAACAAUAUCCUCGUAUCCCUCGACCCAGUUAUGAUGAAAUUAGUUGGCAAAUUCCACUUUUGGAAAUGGAUAAACAAUUCCGUCAAUAUGAAGAAAAGGUUAUGAGAUUAACUAUGAUUACAAGAUUCGAAUUUGAUGAAGCCAAAGCGAAAAAUACACUUGAACAAGAACGAGAAAAGAUUAGACAGAAAAAUACAGAAAUAGACAAAACAUUAUUAGAAUUAAUAAAUUUGUCAUGUAAAGAGGACAAACUUCAACGUGCAUUAGAUUUAGUAAAGUUAUUAAGUACAGCAAAAUCCCUAGAUUUAGCAAUCAAAAUUGCAACUUUUCACAAAAAGUCAAUAUUGGCUGAUAAGAUAAAUCAACUUAAAGAGAUUGAAUAUUAUUAUUAUUAUUUUAAAUUAUUGAAAUUUAUUGAAUUUACUGAAUUUAUUGAAUCAUUUAUCUCAUUCACCAGGAUUGAACAAUCAACUUUCGAUUCAACGUCUUAUCAAGAUUUUACUAGUACACCUGAUAUUUCGAAUAAUAAUGGUUCUAAUCAGAUGAUUACAGACGGUUCGAGUACAGAAAAUAUUCGUACGGUUUCUAAACGACGUGCGCAAGAAAUGGAUGAAGAAGAUGAUGAUUUAUACUUUGAAGAGGCAUUUAAAUCUAAAAAAUCAUCGACAGCAAUGUCUAAAAAAAAUCCGUUUCUCAUAAAACCUACUGGACCAAUAAUAAAUCCGUUUGCCGUUUCGAAUGAACCUAACACAAUAGAUGGACCUGAAAAGAAGAAACCAAAGAUUAUCAAAAAUAAUAAUAAUAAAUCGGAUGUUCAGAAAAAGCAAACCAAAUUGGGUGGUCCUUUUGGAACUCUUAUAAAACAAGGGGAACCCGUAAUUCCCUUGCCCGAAAAUGUUGAUGAUGUAGUAAUAGAUGAAUUUGGCGAAAAAGAUAUUGGAGAAUAUAAUCUCUUUGAUGAUGAUCAGACAGAAACGCAAAACAUAAUGGACUUUGACUUUGAACAAUCAACACCUGUGGAUAAUGAAAAUGAUCAAACUCAAUUAGAUUAUGAGUAUGAUCAACUUCCUGUUCAAUCAAAAGUUGUUAAAAUAUUUGUUAAGUCAUUUGGUUUAGUUUCUUCUUCUUGA
Molecule: messenger RNA, 2916 nt
Organism: Diversispora eburnea
Lineage: Eukaryota; Fungi; Glomeromycota; Glomeromycetes; Diversisporales; Diversisporaceae
Source: the annotation of a GenBank genome assembly